AUGCUCAUCAGUGAAGAGCGUAAAAUAGUUAUCAAGUACAUUCACAAAGGAUUUGACUGUGCUGCAAUUGAAGUGCAAGCACGAGAUGGCACAAAGUUCAUUAAAGUAGAUGAAGUUAAUUCAUUCAUGGAUGCAAGAUAUGUUAGUGCUCCAGAAGCAAUUUGGAGACUGAAUGGAUACGAUCUGUUCAUGAAGUCUCACACAGUAAUAAGACUGGCAGUUCAUUUGCCUAAUCGCCAAAUGGUUUAUUUCCGAGCCGGAAAUGAAGAGCAAGCUGCUGAAAGAGAGCUCAACCGAGAUACUACAUUGACUGCAUGGUUCAAAUUGAAUCAAUAUGAUGAAAAUGCGAGAAAAUUUCUUUACACAGAUAUACCUUCUCAUUAUGUUUAUGAAGAAAAGGAAACUAAUUGGAAGCUACGCCAAAAAGGUGUUAACAAAAUAAUUUCAAGGCUAUACACAGUGAGUAUCAGAGACACUGAAAGAUUUUAUCUCCGUCUACUACUCCUUAAUGUGACUGGAGCUAAAUGUUAUGAAGAUCUGAGAACUGUCAAUGGAGUUCUGUAUGAGACAUUCAAGGAUGCGGCAAUUGCAAAGAAUUUGGUAGAAACUGAUGAUCUUUGGGACUAA
Messenger RNA from Vollenhovia emeryi, 627 nucleotides. RefSeq lists its product as uncharacterized. The record is from RefSeq and is a predicted model, not a curated record. NCBI's taxonomy places the organism in Eukaryota, Metazoa, Arthropoda, Insecta, Hymenoptera, Formicidae. The transcript has a single exon. Bases 1 to 627 code for a protein of 208 amino acids.